GCAGAGCUCGCGGCCGGGGGUCCGGGCUCCCCAGGCCGCCGCGGCGGGGCGGCGGCGCGGACGGGGAGGGCCUCAGCGAGGGGCGAAGCUGGUUGUGCUCAGGGGCCGCGUCGGGGUCAGGCCCGUGCGGUGCACGCGGCCGAGGCGAGGGGGGCCGGGGCUGCGGUUGUGAGCGCGGCGGGGAAGGGGCCGAGGCGGCUGGGGACCGGCGGGAGGUGCCGCGCGGCGGGUGCUCGGGAAGCCGUGCCGCAGGGGUGGUGACUGCGGGUCCUCACGGUUCGCCGACAGCGCGCGGAGCGCCCUGUGCGUUUUCUUCAUUAAGUUCUGGAAAAGCCCCUCGGGAUGAGUCUCACUUUAAGUCCGUGCGGAGACGCAGGUCGCGUCCCCGAGUUUGCACCCGCGGGUGGUGUGUCCGGGAUGGGGGGAGCCCGCGCCUGCAGCCGCGGGGCUACCGGCCUCCGGGUCCGCCUGCAGGCGCGCUCGCGGUACGCGCUUCCUCGGCCGGGCGGGGGCCCUGGAGGUGGGAGUCGGCUCUGUGGCCGAGGCUCCUCCCGAUGGCGCGCGCCGCCAGCUCCCAGUACCCCGGCCCGCGCCAGCCUUUCUCUUGAGCUUUGGGCCUGUAACUCCAAAAGCUCUGAUUCUUCCCUUGUAAAUUGAAAUUCAACAUGUACCAAAACGGCUUUUGGGUUUUACCCUUACAUGGAGGUUUGAUCCCUCAGAGUGGAUGCCGCGUCGUCGCAGUAGCGGGGCCCACCUUGGUUUCUCAUCCCAGACCUGAUUCGUCAGCAGGUGCUGGCCACGACGCCUCUGAAGCGCACCUAGGGUCUGGUCCCUUGCCGCCGGCGCCCACCACUCUGGCCCAGGAGACUGCCGGCUCUACUGGAUUGCUGCUGGAGCCUUGCGGCCGGUGUUCUGUUGACAUCCUCACACUCCCCAGCUGCCCCGCAGUCUCUUCUCCGAGCAGCAGCCGGAGAGGCCGCCCGGCAGUUUCGCCCACCUCCUUGGGACAAGCUAAGAGAUGCAGCGAUGGCCGUCAAAGAUCUCCUUCCUCCUGGGCCUCAGGACUUCAAGGUUCCAAACCUGAUGUCAUCUCCAGGCUGGAGAAGGGGGAAGAGCCAUGGGCCCCAUACUCACCGAGAAUUGAGGAAGGCUGGAUCUGGAGUCAUGGGAGUGAAAGUUUUGAGUCUUGGACAGGAAAGAGGGGAUUGACUCCAAGACAGAAAAUUUCCAAAGCAGUGGGGUCCCAGAGAGCAAAAUCAGAAGAAUCUGUAAAGAAUAUUUCCAAGGAACCUGAUUUUGAAGAGAUGAGUAAAACUGAGGGAAAAUUAAAGAACUGCUGGAGAAAAUCUGCAGAGGAAGGGUUUAAGAAAUCCUUCUCCCAGAAGAGCAGUUCUGGGACAGUGACAUUGACACAUAUGAAAACCCCAAUUAGAAGGGAAGGCCAGAAAUCCAGUUCUGUGGAGGUAAACUGCACUGCAGAUCCAAACCCGUUUGGAUUUCAUAGAGCAUCUAGAGGGAAGAAUCUCCACCAGAAUGUGCCGUGUAUGGAUGACUAUCAGCAAAGCCAGGACCUCACUAAUCGCCAGUGUUUCUCCCCAGAAGAAAGAGCCUGUCAGACAGAUGUGUGUGUGAAAAUGUCCAGGCAGAGUUCAGUUCUUAGUGAGAAUCAGAGGGUUAACAAUCCAGAAGAAUCCUUUGAGUAUAAUGAGUAUGGAAAACCUUUCAGCCUGAGUAGAACUCUUUCUCAGCAUCAGAGAAGUCAUACUGGAGAGAAGCCCUGUGAGUGUGAUGGGUGUAGAAAAAUUUCUCAGCACUGCUCUGUCCUAAGCCAACAUCAGAGAGUUCACUGUGGAGAGAAGCGCCAUACCUGUGCUGAGUAUGGCAAAUCUUCCAGGGAUCAUUCCUAUUUCAUUCAGCACCAUAACACUCACAUUGGAGAAAGACCUUAUGAGUGCAGUGAAUGUGGGAAAGCUUUCAGUGUACGUUCAUCUUACAGUCAACAUCUUAAAAUUCAUACUGGGCAGAAACCUCAUGAGUGUCAUCAAUGUGGAAAAGCCUUUAGACAUAGCUCUAACCUGAUUCAUCAUCAGAGAAUUCAUAGUGGAGAGAAACCGUACAAGUGUAAGGAAUGUGGGAAGGCUUUCAGUAGACACUCUCACCUCCUUCAGCAUGAACGAACUCAUUCUGGAGAGAAACCUUAUAACUGUACUGAAUGUGGCAAAGCCUUCAGUGCACGAUUAUCUCUCAUUCAGCAUCAGAGAACUCACACAGGAGAAAAACCCUAUGAAUGCAUUGAAUGUGGGAAAUCCUUUAGCUUGAACCGAACCCUUACUGUUCAUCAGAGAAUUCACACUGGAGAGAAACCCUAUAAGUGUAACGAAUGUGGAAAAUCCUUCAGUCAGCGGUCCCAAGUCAUUCAGCACAAGAGAAUUCAUACUGGAGAGAAGCCUUAUGUCUGCAAUGAGUGUGGAAAAUCAUUCAGUGCUCGCCUGUCCCUCAUCCAGCAUCAGAGAAUUCACACUGGAGAAAAACCUUAUGGAUGCAGUGAGUGUGGGAAAACCUUCAGUCAGAAGGGACAUCUUAUUCAGCAUCAGCGAAUUCACACUGGAGAGAAACCCUAUGAGUGUAAUGAGUGUGGAAAAGCUUUCAGUCAGAGUUUUAAUCUUAUUCAUCAUCAAAGGACACACAAUGGUGAGAAGCCCUAUGAAUGUAAUGAGUGUGAUAAAGCCUUCAGUGUGCUCUCUUCCCUUGUUCAACAUCAGAGAGUCCAUAAUGGUGAGAAGCCCUAUGAGUGUCACAAAUGUGGGAAAGCCUUUAGCCAGGGCUCACACCUCAUUCAGCAUGAGAGGAGCCACACUGGGGAGAAACCCUACGAAUGUAACAAGUGUGGGAAAACCUUUGGGCAGAUAUCCACCCUAAUUAAGCAUGAGAGAACACACAAUGGAGAGAAACCCUAUGAGUGUGGUGAUUGUGGGAAAGCCUUCAGCCAGAGUGCACACCUUGUCCGCCAUCGAAGGAUUCACACUGGAGAGAAUCCCUACAAGUGCAGUGACUGUGGGAAGGCCUUCAACGUCCGCUCCUCUCUUGUGCAGCAUCACAGAAUUCAUACUGGGGAGAAGCCUUAUGAAUGUGAGAAGUGUGGGAAGGCCUUCAGUCAGCAGUCACAGUUUAUUCAGCAUCAGAGGAUUCACACUGGAGAGAAGCCCUACAUGUGCAAUGAAUAUGAGAAAGCCUUCAGUGCACGCUUAUCCCUUAUCCAGCACAAGAGAAUUCACACAGGAGAGAAACCUUACAAAUGCACUGAAUGUGGAAAGUCCUUCCGACAAAGCUCUCACCUUAUUCGACAUCAGAGAGUUCACAGUGGAGAGCACUCUUACAUGUGUAAUGAAUGUGGGAAAACUUUUAGUCAGAGAAUAACUCUUACUAGUCAUGAGAAAAUUCACACUGGAGAGCAGGCCUAUGAGUGUAUUAAAUGUGUGGAUCUCUUUAGUGCACAGGCAGCUUUCAUUCAGCACCACAAAGUUCACAGUGGAGAGUAACUGCUUUAUUCAAUAAAGUCUUCACUGUUGUAUGUCAGGAGCAGUAUACUGAUGCGAAAGCUUCUGUUUUAGAGAUUCAUCUCUUGAGUGAUUUAACAAUGUCCCAGUGCAGUGCUAACUGAAGACAGGCUGCCGGAUUAUGUGGUAGAAAUUCCAAGGUCAGAUGACUUUCCUCCCACAGAGGGUGCCCUGUGCCUGAGUACUUGAAAUGAGCCCCGUCUGAGUACACUUACUUAAGAUUGUGUUUUCAUAGCUCCAGACGUUAGGGUGCAGUGAGGUAUUUUAUGUGGUCACUUGCUUUUCCUUUCUCCUCUUCAUCUAUUUCAAGUUCAAGGAGAGUAACUGGAACCAUUACACUUUGGUCUUUUUUUUUUUUAAUAUUUUAUUUAUUUGACAGAGAUCACAAGUAGGCAGAGAGGCAGGCAGAGAGAGAGGAGGAAGCAGGUUCCCUGCUGAGCAGAGAGCCCGAUAAUGGGGCUCAAUCCCAGGACCCUGGGGUCAUGACCUGAGCUGAAGGCAGAGGCUUUAACCCACUGAGCCACCCAGGCGCCCCACCAUUACACUUUAAAUCUGGGAAGAACCAGGUUGGGAUUUCCUUGUUGGUUUGGACCUCUUCAAAAAGUUUUUGUGUUAUUGUGAGGGAUGUCCCUUUAACUUCAAAAGUGUUACCCCUUUUCAGCAUCAGGUAAUCCAAACAGGAAGAAACUAGGAGCAUGAACAAAAUUUGUUAAGGAGGUGAGGCAUGUGUGUAGAUUCAGACUUUGAGAUCCUGCUAGGAAGUCAAAUAACACAUGGAAAAUGGGUUUUCCUACAAGGUAAUUUGGAAAGUCUAACUGCUGUGAAUUGGGAGGAAAAUAAGCAUAAAGUAGACACACCAGAGCAUGGGAUAUGACUUACAGGUUUUGUUCUCAAAACCAAGUUUGGUAUAUUCCAUAUCAGUUUUUUGAGGAGAGAAGGGGAGUGGUCACAGCUAUUCCCUUUCACUGGGCAGCCUGGCGCUGAACAGACCCUGGUGAGGAGUGGCAGGUCCUUCUGCUGCCAGAGGGCAGGACUCGAGGUAAGGCAGAGCCACUGAGCAGCUUUUAGUAGAUAGAUAAUUGUGUAGGUUGUCUGCGAGGUACCUUUUGUCCCCUGGAAUGAUGUUGGUCACCAGUGUCUCAGUGUCCUUUAGUUCUUGAUGUUCGAGAUGAAGUAUAUCCUGGGAGUACUGUCUUCCUAAACCCAGUUUUCAGAGUUGCCAUCCUUGCCUGUGGUUCUUCUGCCCCGAUUCACCCCGAUGGGUGGCUCACUUCAGGAUCCUCAGAACCACAUUCUCCAGUAACGUCUUUAGCACUUUCUCCUACAUUUUGAUGGAAGAACUAGCAUCAAAAUGAGCUGAAAUAGGUUGUACAUACGAGAAAUUCAGCAACAGCAGUCUGUGAGAGACAGUUCUAGAAGCUAAAAAUCUGGCAGCUGAAAGUAGCUUAAGUCUGAUAAACAAGCUGAAUGCCACAUGUACAAACAUCUCAAAGGGAUUGGCUGAUUAAUAUUUGGGAUAAGCUAUAAUGGAGUGAUGCUUUGUAUAUAAGAAUCAGGGUAAGAAAGAAGAAAAGGUAAGAGCAAUGAAUUACUUAAUAAUUGGCCAUUUUAUUCCUUUAUAGUGUCCUUUUCUCUAAUAAAGUUAUUCCAGCUUUCCUGUUUAUCAAAGGUA
Mustela lutreola (European mink) is the source of this 5229-nucleotide messenger RNA. RefSeq names its product zinc finger protein 252-like. Lineage: Eukaryota; Metazoa; Chordata; Mammalia; Carnivora; Mustelidae. The record is from RefSeq and is a predicted model, not a curated record. The coding region runs from base 666 to 3539 and encodes 957 amino acids. Gene Ontology annotation, biological process: negative regulation of transcription by RNA polymerase II. The transcript is spliced from 4 exons. Gene Ontology annotation, molecular function: DNA-binding transcription repressor activity, RNA polymerase II-specific.